This is a messenger RNA of Closterium sp. Naga37s-1, 495 nucleotides long. Lineage: Eukaryota; Viridiplantae; Streptophyta; Zygnematophyceae; Desmidiales; Closteriaceae. The record is from the annotation of a GenBank genome assembly.
AUGGGUCGAUUCUGGGAUUUGGAAUCAGAGUAUCUUUCCCUCCCUCAUGGUUUUCCCUCCCUCUGGAUUCCUCUCUUCUCCCUUUGGGUUUCUUUCCUCCCCCUCUGGGUUCCUCUCCUCUCCCUCUGGGUUUCACUCCUCCCCUCUCGGUUUCUCUCCUCCCCUUCUGGGUUCCUCUCCUCCCCUUCUGGGUUCUUCUCCUCCCCUUCUGAGUUCCUCUCCUCCCCUUCUGGGUUCCUCUCCUCUUCCUCUGAGUUCCUCUCCUCUCCCUCUGGGUUCCUCUCCUCUCCCUCUGGGUUUCUUUACUCUCCCAAUAGGUUCCUCUCCCUUUGGGCACCCCUUCCUUUGGGUUCCCCUCCUCCUUUUUGCGAGAGUCUCCACAUCGUCCGCAUUAGGACGACAAGCAUUCUUUCCUCAAAGUCUUUAAUCUCCUUCCUCCCGUCUCCUUCCACUUGCUCGUCCCAUCAUCCCACAUCUCCUUCCAGUUUUCCAUGA